AUGGACUCGGCUCUGCUGACUUCUCAACUCGCCCAUGUUCACAACCACGCCCGCGAACGCGGCCCAUACUUUGCACGCAAGUCGAACAUCUUCAACCAAGUGUUCGUCAAGCAGGCAUGGGGCUGGACGGCUGGCAUCUUCCUCCUCCACCUGUGCACGUCGCCUCCUGCUCAAGCUCAAACUCGUGUCAACCCGGCCCUCCACCCCAACACCCCCACCGCUCCCGGCAGGCGGACAUGGGCCCAGCGUCUCGCGCACCUGGUCCUUGCCAGCCUGGCCUGGAUCGCCUUUACGGCGUGGUUCUUUGGUCCUGGUUUCGGCGACCGCAUCAUCGCCGCGACGGGCGGCGCGUGUGCCGUCCCCCUGCCGAGUAGUAUCGACCCGGGGAUCCUCGACGACAUCCUCCCGCCUGGCGCCGCUCCCAUUGUCACCACCACUCCGGGACAGCCACACGUCCCCGGCCAGACGGGCCCAGGCAUCGCCCGCGUGUACCUGCCACUCCCGGACGAGUUCUGCCUGCGCCGCCCGCUCACACCCAAGACGUUCCCGGCCCUCUUUGAGCUCCUCAACGCCGCUGCCGCGUCGUCCGCUGCGGGUCUCGCAGCAGACGUCCAAGCCGGCGCGGCCGACCUCCACGCCAAGACACACGAGUACCUCCGCCUCCCGCCUCCUCGCUGGUCGGGCGGCUUUGACAUUAGCGGCCACGCAUUCUUGCUCACGCUGGGCGCGUGUGUCCUCGCCUCCGAAGUGGCCAUUACAUGGCGCGCAUGGCGCCAGGCCGCCGCUGCCGCUGGACCAGUCCCGACCCCCUCGCGCACGACGGCCAGCGGACGCCUGCACGUCCUCGCCACCUACGCCGGCACAGGCCUCAUCGGUCUCUGGGUGUGGAUGCUGGUCACGACGGCGUACUACUUCCACGACGUGCACGAGAAACUCGCCGGCCUGGCUCUGGGCCUCUUUGCGUCGCUGGCGGUCCACAUGCUCGUCCCCGGCGCCGACCGUCCCGUCAUCGAGUUCAAGGUCCGCGGACCCACGCGCCGCCCCCAGCCGCGCACCGUCGGCAGUAGCAGCGGUAGUGAGCAUGGGUUUGGGUUCAUUGAGGACCACGGAGUGGCCAAGACGGUCGCGCCGGUGCACUUUGAGGGCGUACUUCUGGAGGCGCCGGUCGAGUCGCCCAUGCACCUCCACGAAGAGUAG
Apiotrichum porosum is the source of this 1197-nucleotide messenger RNA. RefSeq lists its product as uncharacterized. The transcript has a single exon. Gene Ontology annotation, biological process: phospholipid biosynthetic process; lipid storage; lipid droplet organization. Gene Ontology annotation, cellular component: endoplasmic reticulum membrane. The coding region runs from base 1 to 1197 and encodes 398 amino acids. The record is from RefSeq and is a predicted model, not a curated record. NCBI's taxonomy places the organism in Eukaryota, Fungi, Basidiomycota, Tremellomycetes, Trichosporonales, Trichosporonaceae.